AUGUCACAAAAUUUAGCCUACUCGCCAGCAGUAACUUCCCGAUCGUCGCUAUCUGUGUCCCAGAGAUACAAUAUCGACUCAUACUAUUCAUUAUUACUAGCGCAUCCAUACAGACCAACGUUGCCAUUGACAUCGCCAUCUGUAGUAGCACCAGGGUCAAGAUCAGAACCAAUGACCGUUACCAAUCCAACAGAUUCCCCUUUUCUCCGCCUCCCCUAUGAACUCCACCAAAAGAUCGGAUUGGAACUUACUUCGGCAACCGAUACCAUUGCACUAACAAACACCUGCUCUCUCUUCCGACAAACUUUGCAAAGUUGUAAUUACCUGUGGUAUCGUCUCCUUUACCUCUCAGGAAGCAUACAGAACGAAUACGACACCUACAUUCCUGGAAGAGAAUAUUUGAAGAGAGUGAUCAGGAUUAGACAAGGCAAGAGGUUCAGGUGCCAGAAUUGCUUAGCGAAAGCGAAUAUUAGGACAGUGGAUUGUUAUGGGGCUGGAAAACCUGGAAAAUAUUGCUACCCGAAAGACGAAAAAAACCGAACUAUGCAGAAAAGGGAGAGGGAGAGGGCUAUAGUGUUUAUGGGGGUUUACUGUGUCGAGUGCUUGGGGAAGAGAUUCUAUGAUAUUGUAUCUUUUGAGCUCAUGCAAGACAAACUCUGGGAAGGAAUCAUAAAUCCUCCACUUAUCCGCCUUCCGAAAUGGCUCAUCUGCAAAGCCCUGCUAGGCCAAUACACUAAACAUACACCGUCAUUUAACUCCAAUAAUCCUUUUUCAACAGACCAAACCCCUAUCGUAUGUAUACCGAAGUCCGAUUCUAUGGCACUCGCAGAUGCAAUAACGGACGAGGAAGCUACGGAACAAAUCUUAAAACGCAUCGAGCAGAGAAAUGAGAAACUUGCAAAAGUGACAAAAAGAAGCGGAAUACAGGAAAGAAGAUUUGUCUUGGAAUAUAUGGUUGAAGCUUAUGAAGAUUUCUAUGGAGAAUUGCACGUCACUACACCAGUCCAUGAGUUUGGGCAAUGGUGGGCGAACGAAGUUUUUGAGCUGGAUGGCCGAGGGGACGAUGCGAUAGGAGAGGCAUCUUGGGGUGGAAAAAGCUCGAAAGAUCCUGUUCGGCAGAUAUUGCUGAGGUCUUAUGCGAGAAGGUCGAGCAAUCUAGAGAUCAGUAGGUGGGCAGAUAUGUUACAUGAUAUUGGCCCAGGCUUUAGGGCGUUGAUGAAGGAGGCUUACGGGUUACUCGCGAUAUCCGGCUACUCGAUGAUGGUUCCGAUCAUUGAAAGAGCGUAG
Molecule: messenger RNA, 1287 nt
Organism: Orbilia oligospora ATCC 24927
Lineage: Eukaryota; Fungi; Ascomycota; Orbiliomycetes; Orbiliales; Orbiliaceae
Exons: 3
Coding region: 1-1287 (428 amino acids)
Source: RefSeq, a predicted model, not a curated record